GCGUGAGAGAGGAGGAGGAGAGGCUCCGGGUUGGAAUUUGAAUCUGUGUCCUCUCUCCCCCCGUCUGUUUCUUUCUGGCGUAUCCGCCGUCGAGCGCAGCCUGUUAUAUCUCUUCCUCCCUGCGGUCCGGUGACUGGGGAAUCCACCUGCCGGAGAGCAGACACACCUCGUGAUGGAUGCCCUGAAAUCUGCCGGUAGAGCGAUUAUCAAGAGCCCGGGAGUUCCGCGGCACACAUGGGGAACUUCAAAACACGAAAAGCUUCCAGAGAACUGGACAGACACGAAGGAGACUCUGCUGGAGGGGAUGGCAUUCAACGUGAAGUACCUGGGUAUGACUCUGGUGGGCCAGCCUAAAGGAGAGGACAUGGCCUCUGCUGCCAUUCGCAGAAUUGUUGCCACGGCCAGAGCCAGCGCGAAGAAGUUUCGGAAAGUAACACUGACGAUCUCACCGAAAGGCAUCGUCAUCACGGACACAGAAACUACAGACCUCAUAGAGAAUGUCUCCAUUUACAGAAUCUCGUACUGCACAGCAGAUAAAACUCAGGACAAGGUCUUUGCAUAUGUUUCUCAGAGUCAGUUCAAUGAGACGCUUGAGUGCCACGCAUUUCUCUGUCAAAAGAAGAAAAUUGCUCAGGCUGUGACAUUAACAGUAGCCCAGGCCUUUAAAGUGGCCUUAGAUCUGUGGGAGAUUGCUCAGGAAGACAAAAGCAAGAAGGCCAGGACCUGCUGUUCCUGUGCAGCAAGCAAUGGGCAGACGCAGGCAGCAGACACUCAGUGUGUUCCAGCGGAUCCAGAGGCACAUAAGCCCACAGGGAUGGAAGAGAAGCUCCGGAGGCCCUUCUUCUCUGCUUCACUCAGCUCACCCUCACCCCGCAGUAACCCUACUCGAAGGCGACCAAUCAAACAUGACUCUUGGGAUGUGGAAGAUGGUGUGGAAGAUGCUUUCUCAAGCAACAUGGAAAUAGAGGAGACAGACACGGACUGGCCGAGUCCCGCUCCAAACCCCUCUCUGACAAUGCAGCUUUGAGUCUCCCGGAGGUCUCCUCUGAGAAGCCAUUGCCCGUCUGCAACAACGAGUUUAAAUAACACAUACUGGCAGUAGCUGCCCGACGUACAGCAGCACAGAAAUUAGACAAAAAGCAUACACUCCAGUACCCAGGCUGACAAAACGGCAUGCUUUACUCGAUCAGACAGAAAAACAUAUCACCCUCCCUGGUGCACAAACUGAAUGAGAGAGGCUGUGUUUGAUAUUCAGUCACUGCUGUGGAGAAGCCAGAGUGAAUACCCUGAUAUUAUGAAAUGUUAUUUCUGUGAAUCCCUGCCAGUCAAAACACACUUCGCUCAGUGUAAACAGCCAUCUCCUGCCAUAUUAAAAUUUGGUGCACACAGUGUGCAGCACACCACUGCAAAGCAAGCGAGGAUGACAAAUUUGUAUACAAUGAAAUUCACAGAGAAGAUCACAGGAUGAAGCUUGGAGUCUCCUCUUUUUAGUCAUAAUUUGUGAAAUGUUUUCACAUGUGGAUUCCACUUGUAAAUUAGGAUAACAAUUGCACAAACACGUAGUUUGCGUCACAGUCCAAAGAUGCGUGUAGUGUAUAUAAGUCUGUUUAUCUCUUUCCAAAAAAUGUGAGCGCUCUCUGAUCUUGUUGUUUGUUUCGGUGCAGUAACAGCUGCCGGUCUCAGCAAUUGCUGGAAGAGGUCCAGUGUUAGGAGUCAUCAUCGGACACUGGUGCAAACACUCUGUCAUGAUACUGAAUGAGUUUUACAUGAAUCAUCCAGUUUGUUGUACUGAACAAACCAUUUCUUUGGAGAAUGAAGCCUCCAUUAGGCACAGAGACAUAUAAAAAGCAUGUGUCAUGUUUUUUCUGGCAGCAGCUGGAGUGCUGGAGUGCACCAGCUAACUGUGUACAAGUGUAGUUUUUUGGCCCCAUAUUCCCAGUGUUUGAGAGAAUUUACUUCACUCACUUGUUGUGACCUUUCUCAGCGGAAAGACGUGCCAGCUUGUCAUGACGAUGGUUUAGUUUGAUAUAUAUCAGGUUAUUGAUUGCAGCAGAUGGGGGGUUGGUAUUCAUCUUAUAUUUAAUCUAAUCAUUUAUAAGGCAGAAUUUAGUUACCCAUUUUUUCAUCCAACUUUUAUUACGUGACCCAAAAAUUCUUAAAUCUAAAGAAAGAACCUUUAUUUAGGCUUAAUUUUGCUUAUAGUUGAAGACAUUUGGUCCCUUUGUAUUCAGUCUCAGCACGAGGUUUAAAAUCGUGCAUUCACUGAACUAAAGCUUCAGUGAACGGACCAUCAGCAGUGCACACAACAACUAGCUGUUUUUAGACUGGAAGGGUUAUUUCAAGCAAUUUAGAACUGCAAUAAAUAGAAUGAAAUUUAUACUAACAGUGAUCAAAAUUUAAAUAACAGAGGCUGAGAUGUUUUGACUUUUAAUUCCAAGAUCCUGCCAAAUGUGUUCUACAAUAUAUCUUGAUAGCAUCUAAAGUUCACCGUACUACUGCAUUUGCACCCCAGGUUUUAUAUCAAAGAUCUGCAUCCAAGUUAAUCUGGACAUAAUGUGUAAAAUACUCCUCUUAAGAUAAAAUAUUGUUAAUCAUAAUCAGCCACCACAAUAUAAAAAAAAAAUCUGCCAAACAAUUAUGGUUCAAGUGCACAAAUGCAAGUUUAAAUUUUUUUUUUAUGUUUAGAAAACUGUUUUAAAUGCUAACUAUAACGGUGAAUUUACUCUAGAACAGGCUGAUGAUUCUGUAACAAUCAUUACUGUUUUACUGGAAUACAGCUUAUUUAUAGUGAAAGCUUUGCGUUUCCUUAUUCAUUCAGCUAUCACUGUACAUAAAGACGAUGUUAUUGUUAAUGAUGUUAGGUUAUGGGAACUGUAUUUCAAGCCCAAACUCUUAGAUUAAAGAAACCUAUUUCCAUAUGCUGUAUUUUUUCAGUGUCAAAGCUGUAUGUAUUUACUGUAUGUAUACAUAUUAUAACAUAAAGGAAAGUAGGAUGUCUAGAAUCAGGGCUUCACACAGGUGUGUUUUUAUCACUCUUAUUGAGAUGUGAUGUGUGUCUUUGCAUUAGGUUAGGCAAUUUGUACAGAUUUAAAUAACUGUGGGUUUUACUGCUGCAGGAGUUCCUUAUUUUUCUUUCUUUUGUUUUGAACAUGAUUAACAAAAAAAGUCAGUCUGUCAGGUUGUCCAUCACCACCAAACAAAAAUACACAGUGACUGAAUCAGUUUAAUCAGCAGUUAUCAUGAUAUGACUUUAUUCAUUCAGUUGCACAUUAAAGCCACGAUAUUCCUGAAAUAUGUUGCUUAUUAGAAUUCAAUAUACAAAAUGAAUCGCCUUUUAAUUUGCAGAGGGUGGCACUUCUGUUCUUGUUAUAUUAUUUACAUAGUUCGCAGUUUCCCCUUAACUGCAAUAUUGUAAUUUUCCUUUUCUCUCAAACAUCUCUUUCCACAAAUAGAAAUAAUCCAUCCCAAGCUGUAUUAUAGACAAACUGUUUUUAUUUUUUAAUUAGACUCUGUUUAUUUUUAUCCACCACUUAAAUGAUGUUUGUUGUCAAGAGGAUAUUAUAUUGUGCAACAGUCUGGCUGAAGUGGUCUUCUCUGUAUUCACGGCAUCAUGACUGAGAAUAAUUGUGGCGGUCGUCGGCAGGAGGUAGCAGGGAGCUCUGUGUUGUUGUCAUGACACCCGCUGCAGAAUAAUUGGAUGGCUUAUCAGGUUACGACGUGAAGCUUAAUUACAUUGUUUCAUUCCUGACUGGCUGAAAUACCAACUCUAUUACAAUGCUAAAGGAAAGCUAUUUAGUAUGGAUGCCAUAAAUGCCCUGUAUCAUGUCAUGGACGGUCCAGGAAGCUAUGUGUGCACUUAGUAUUGACUGUGAAGUUGGAGGUCAGCAGAGUGCACCGUCAGUGUGAUGUUGUAAUGCACAGAUGAUCUGUACUCACCUUUUUUAGACCCAUCAUUGAUUGACUGAUUGAUUCCUGUGUGGAUGUAUCUGCGGAUUCAGUGCUGCUGAGUGAUAUUUUAAGAUUGGCUGCUGUCCAGGAGCUGUCAAAUCUGAAGUGGUUUUCAGUUAUAACAAACAAAAACAAAAGUUUUAACCCUGUAAACCCUGACACAUCAAAUCUUAACCACGUGAUAAUAGUCUAUUACAUGUUACACCUCGGGUAAUUUGAAAUUGGAUAUACUUCUAAAACAUAAUAUUAACAGUAUUGGGAACAUUUCAGUUUUUAAGAUUUUAAGGGUCUUUUGUUUGUUUGUUUGUUUUACCCUAAUAUGCUACAGCAAUUAUUGAAAGAACAGGUUGCAUCAUUUGUCUAGUAAUAGUAAUAUCUUAAUUUACCACUAAAUAUUUCUGAAUGUGAUGCUGCAUAAUCAUUACAUUAAUUAGCUCAGUUACAUGUAAACAAUGCAUUUGCUGUCAUGAAUACAUCAUGAAAUGCAAUAAAAUGACAGAGUAGGAAUUUGAAAAUAACCUUAUUAAAAUGAGAAGCUAGUGAUUUUGUGCCACAGGCAACAAAUAGGCAACUAUUUUAUUAACAGGUGUUCAAAGCUGUGUUGCUGCCUGCAAUGCACAAAUAAUCCACUAGUGGGUCAAAGACGUGAGUGAAAUUGCAUGGAAAUGACGUAAAAGUCUCAGAACCUUCAAGUAGAAAUUGUGGUACUCUAUAGGGUUAAAGCAAAAUUAUUAUUUAUAAAUUCAUUUGAAAAGUCAUACAGUUUAAAAAAUAAAAUAAAAAAUAAAGUCCUGCAUACAUGUCAGGCCACCGGGCUCCUCGGUUUUGUGUCAUGUAGCCCGGACACAGGGUACAGCGCAUCGAUGUGGCAGAUUCCCAGGCAAUCUUGACUGGAUGCGGUUCCUUGGCGCAGCUGAGAUUUUUGUCUUUGGGAGUGGAGAGACAGACCAGCGCUUGGAGGUGCAGCAUGCCAAACUGAGUCUUAUGUGCACUGAAUACAAAUCACCCUGUGAGGUUCUGAGCCCAGAAAGCAUUUUAGGGUUUUAAAAAUGAGAAAGAGUUUCAACUGGGAAAGCCAAGUAUUCUCAGAAACGCUACUGUACUUUUACCCCAAAUAAACGCGGACGUUUACAGUAUGAGUUUACUUUACCAAGGUGCUUAUUUUCUAUCUAUGCAAACAGUGGGUUUCCAGCAGUGUUGUGAUAUUAUGUUAAUAGCAGUUUGUGUAUAAAUCAC
Molecule: messenger RNA, 5184 nt
Organism: Archocentrus centrarchus (flier cichlid)
Lineage: Eukaryota; Metazoa; Chordata; Actinopteri; Cichliformes; Cichlidae
Product: low density lipoprotein receptor adapter protein 1
Exons: 10
Coding region: 173-1027 (284 amino acids)
Source: RefSeq, a predicted model, not a curated record